AGGAAAAUAACAGACAGAAUAUGACAAUCGGAAACGAUUUUGAGUUCCAUGUGUAAGACUUUACAAGCAUGAGGAGUUUAAAUAUAGCCGGAUUGUGAUAAAAUGGGUAAUUUGCGAUAAUCUGUCUCCGCGGCGUUUCCGACAUGUCUGAAGUCGACAUUGCCGAAGAUCUACCGAAUGGUGACGAUUCGGCUUUCGCGGAUGAGCAGCACGAUGGAAGCGGCGAUGCUUCAAACUCUGUAGUUCAGGCUGUAGAUACAGAAAACGACGGCCACAGCACAAUAAGUGCUGAACAUGUAUUUGUUGCAACGUCGCAGGGUCUUCUGACAGCUGCAGAACAUUUUCAAGAAGCAAACGGCCUUAAAACGACACACAUUGUCAUUCAUGACCAAACUCUGACAGUUGAUUCUAGUGGUCUGAAGACACCUACCACCCCUAUACCCCCUCCCACCCCUGCUACACCACUAAGCCGAGAGAAGGGAUUGAAAUACCAAUGGGACGAUUCUGUACACAUGACAAUUUUACCAGUGCGUUGUAAACACACGAAUGGAGAGCUGCACAAAGCUAAAUUUGGUUCAGGAGGAAGAGGGCGUUGUAUCAGAGCAUUUGAUGACGAAUGGUUCACUCCUAACGAAUUUGAGGCUAAGAGUGGACGUGCAAGCAGCAAGGAUUGGAAGCGAAGUAUCCGCUACGGAGGCAGAACGUUGCAGUGUCUGAUUGAAGAUGGUAUCCUCCAGCCCCAUGCCACCUCUUGUACAUGUGCAGCUUGUUGUGAUGAUGAAUCUGUGGUUAGUUACUGUUACUGUUAGAUAAUACUAAAAUUA
Messenger RNA from Pecten maximus, 824 nucleotides. Its product is annotated as deformed epidermal autoregulatory factor 1 homolog. The record is from RefSeq and is a predicted model, not a curated record. Gene Ontology annotation, molecular function: RNA polymerase II cis-regulatory region sequence-specific DNA binding; DNA-binding transcription activator activity, RNA polymerase II-specific. Gene Ontology annotation, biological process: positive regulation of transcription by RNA polymerase II. Lineage: Eukaryota; Metazoa; Mollusca; Bivalvia; Pectinida; Pectinidae.